Molecule: messenger RNA, 2821 nt
Organism: Alligator sinensis (Chinese alligator)
Lineage: Eukaryota; Metazoa; Chordata; Crocodylia; Alligatoridae
Gene: PDLIM2
Product: PDZ and LIM domain 2
Exons: 10
Coding region: 866-2062 (398 amino acids)
Biological process (GO): actin cytoskeleton organization; heart development; muscle structure development
Cellular component (GO): Z disc; filamentous actin; adherens junction
Molecular function (GO): actin binding; muscle alpha-actinin binding
Source: RefSeq, a predicted model, not a curated record
GGGGCCUGUCUGGCCUCUGUGCCCUGCCCAGCCCCCUCCAAUGUACUGAGCCGUCUGCAGUCACUGCCCUGGCGUUACUGCUGGUUCCUCUGCCACCCCUGGCCCCUGUGCCCCCUCACUGGGCAUCACUCUCCUGCCCACAGCACCACCCUGGCUCUCUGUUCUGCCUCUCCAGUUUAUUGCCCGCCCUUGGCCAUGACAUUCCUGUGGCUGUGAGCUGGCAGCCUGGUCCUGCUCUUGGGUGUCUGGGCAUGCUGUGACCCCUCACAUCUGCUCCCUGGUUGUCUCGGUCCCAGUGCUGUACCCAGUUUGCUGUGCCCCUCCUGGAGGGUGGGGUUGGACCUCACAUUCCCUCCAGGUCUGCUCUGAGCCAGGCCAUGGAUGCUGCCCCCUCCCCACUGCACCAUGCCAGCUCUCAGCGUGCACGUUAUGUUUAGCAGCUGCCGUCUCUGCAAGGCAUCAAUUUCCUGGCUUCCUGAGGGCCUCGAAGUGCAGCGGGGGCGUCUCCACCACCAGACAGUCUGAGCCCCGGCCUGCCAGGGUGCACCGACGCUGGCACCAUCCUGUCUGUGCCUUGCCCGGCGCGCCCGGUCCCUUAGCAGGGCAGUGCCAAGCACCCCUCCUGCUUUGUUCCCUGCCAGGCACCUGGGGGCCCUCAGCCUGGAAAAGCAAAGAGCCCACAGGUCUCGCUGGCUGGCGCCAGGGCUGUGACAGGAAGGCUGAGGCUGCCUGCACCAACGUGUGAUAGCACGAGACGCUGUGCUGUCUCUCACUUCCCGCCCCCCCGGAAGGAAAGAGCUGCUGUGCACCAGUGGAGAGGGCCCCGAUUGCCGUCUGGUUCGGCGGGUGCCACACUCCUGCUGCCAUGUCCGUGACUGUGACUCUGAUGGGCCCAGCCCCCUGGGGCUUCCGCAUCACUGGGGGAAGGGACUUCAGGAAGCCCAUCACUGUGUCCAAGGUGACAGAGCAAAGCAAAGCAGCUGCGGGUGACCUCCGACUUGGCGAUGUCAUUGUUUCCAUCAAUGGCGAGAGCACAGCUGAGAUGCUCAACGUGGAGGCACAGAACAAGAUCAAGCAGAGCUCAGGCCAGCUGCAGCUGCUGGUGGAUAGGUCCCUGUUGUUCUCUCCCAACCAGACUAAUGGCGAGAGCUCCCCCGAGGUCCUGGCCACACGGUUCCAGGAUGCCAUGAGAACCAGAGAUGACAGCCAGAGCUCACUGAGAUCCUCCUACUCCAGCCCCGCGUCCCUUAGCCCGCGACCCGGCAGCCCCUUUUUGCCCACAUCCCCCGGGUUGCAGCCGAGCAGCCCCUACAUCCCCCUGCAGCCCAGCCUGGGCUCUGAGGCCAAAGCGGAGCUGGUGACCAGCCGCAGCUUCCAGUCUCUGGCCAGCCCUGCCAGCAUCAGCGAGGAUCGCUCACCCUUGCCACACAUGCAGUGUCUGGGCAGCAGGCAGGAGUGGGGGAGCCUGGGCCGCCCGAGCUGCUCUCCAGUUGCCGUCCUGCCACCCUUCAAGCGCACGCCUUCACCAAGAGGCUUCACUGCUCACAGCCCCUGGGACCUGGGGAAGGACCCAGGCAGGUCCUCGCCCUCCUACAGCCCUCGCAACAGCGUGGACUCUGAGACAGCCAUGCGGUGCCUGGAGGAGGACUCCGAGGUCUACAAGAUGAUCCAAGAGAACCGGGAGCUGCGGGCUGCCCCGCGGCAGUCCAGCACCUUCCGCCUGCUGCAGGAGGCGCUGGAGACCAACGGUGGAGAGGGCACUGCGACCCCCUUCCCCAGCCACUUGUCCCCCAGCGCUCACAAGCCAGUCUGCAGCUCCGUGGCAGGGGUCCAGAAGCUGCACACAUGCGAGAAGUGUGGCAACAGCAUUGCGACCCAGGCGGUGAGGAUCCAGGAGGGCCGCUACCGCCACCCCUCCUGCUACGUCUGCACUGACUGCGGCCUCAACCUCAAGAUGCGGGGCCACUUCUGGGUGGGCGAGGAGAUGUACUGCGAAAAGCACGCCCGCCAACGCUACCAGGGCCCUGGCGCUGGCGCCACCGCCCUCUGCUCCAAGUCCUGAGCUGCCCCAGGGCUGCGGCUUGCAGGCUUAGCCUGCCCCCCGGGAGCUUCUGCCACGCACAAACCCCACAGCCCAUGCCAUGCACAUCACUGCCAGCGCCUGCUCCAUGCUGCCCUCCACUGGCCAGCCGCCCGCCUGCCUGCCUGCCUGGUGAGCGGGCACUGCUGCUUCUGGCCAGUGGAGAGGCACUGAGCAGGUGUCCUGCUAAUGAAGGGAAGAGGGUGGCUCAGCCUAUGGGGAUGGGAUAAUGCCCAGAUCAUAGGUUGGAUUCAGCUCCUGGGACUCUGGCUCCUAGCCAGUGGCUCUCUGGUGUGUGCAAUGAGUGCUGCCUGUUCUCAGCCUGGCUCCUUAAAGUCCAGGUGCCCCCAGAGCACGAGAGCAGAGCUGUUGGCAGCUGGGGCACGUUCCUCAGGAUGCCGGCUUGUCCUGUCCCUGCCCCAUGGGCAGAGGGCUUAGCCCCCCAGGGCUGCUAGCAUAGGAGUUCCUGUCCGCCCGGGUCCCUCUCGGUCUCUAGAGCCGCUUUUGUAGUCACUGCCAGCAGCUGUGCGCACUCGAGGUGGGGGCAGGGGCAUGCAGAUGUGGGGCGGCAUCGCUUGGCACAUUGAUGCUGUUAAGCUUCUCUAAGGUAUUAAACCAGAUCUCUAUGUAAAUUAUAACAUAUGUGUACCCCCUCCUGUGUCUGGUGCGUGAGCCAGGGCAGGGCUGGGAGCACAGCCUUUAUCGGCAGGCCGUGCCGUAGAGAUGGAAACAGGAGCAGGG